CUGGCUCCAGCGCUCCCCGGCCGCGUCUCCGAGCUCCUAGCGCCCCGCUCCAGCGGCAUGGCUGGCACGUUCGCCCGCGUCCUGUGCGCUCGCAGAUCCGCCGGGCUCCUGGCCGUGGUGGGAGCCGGGUCUCUGGCCACUGGAUUCCUGCUCACCCGGGACGCGGUCAGCGCCGGCGAGAGGCAGCGGCGCCGCUACCCGCCAAGCGCCGAAUAUCCAGAUCUCCGGAAACACAAUAACUGCAUGGCAAGUAACCUGACGCCAGCCAUCUACGCCCAGCUCUGCGAUAAAACCACCCCCAACAGCUGGACCCUGGACCAGUGCAUCCAGACAGGGGUGGACAACCCUGGGCACCCCUUCAUUAAGACUGUGGGCAUGGUAGCAGGUGAUGAAGAAUCCUACGAGGUGUUCGCGGACCUGUUUGACCCUGUGAUUCAGGAGAGACACAAUGGUUACAACCCACAGACCAUGAAACACCCCACGGACCUGGAUGCUAGUAAGAUUAAAACCGGCUACUUCGACGAGCGCUACGUGCUCUCAUCGCGCGUCCGGACGGGGCGCAGUAUCCGCGGGCUCAGCCUGCCCCCUGCCUGCACCCGCGCUGAGAGGAGAGAGGUGGAGAAGGUGACCGUGGAUGCCCUGAGCGGCCUAACAGGAGACCUGGCCGGCCGGUACUAUCGCCUCAGCGAAAUGACGGAGAAGGAGCAGCAGCAGCUCAUUGAUGAUCACUUCCUCUUUGACAAGCCCGUCUCCCCCUUACUGACGGCAUCAGGAAUGGCCCGGGACUGGCCCGACGCCCGAGGAAUCUGGCACAAUAAUGAGAAGACCUUCCUGAUCUGGAUCAAUGAGGAGGAUCACACCCGCCUCAUCUCCAUGGAGAAGGGCGGCAACAUGAAGCGGGUCUUUGAGAGGUUCUGCAAGGGCCUGAAGGAGGUGGAGAGACUAAUCCAGGAGCGAGGCUGGGAGUUCAUGUGGAAUGAGAGGCUGGGCUACAUCCUGACGUGUCCGUCCAACCUGGGCACCGGGCUGCGCGCAGGGGUCCACAUCAAACUGCCGCUGCUGAGCAAGGACACCCGAUUCGCCAAGAUCCUGGAGAACCUACGGCUGCAGAAGCGCGGGACAGGCGGGGUGGACACGGCCACCACCGGCAGCACCUUUGACAUCUCCAAUCUGGACCGCUUGGGAAAAUCUGAGGUGGAGCUGGUGCAGCUGGUGAUAGAUGGAGUGAACUACCUGAUCGACUGUGAGCGGCGGCUGGAGAGGGGCCAGGAUAUCCGCAUCCCCUCGCCCGUGCCUCAGUUCAGGCACUAAAUCUGAGCCCUGCUCGGACAGGCCCCAGCCCCGGAGCCCCCCCCCCCAACCCCCUGUAGCCUGACCGGUCCUACUGGCCGUUGUGUUACCCAC
This is a messenger RNA of Mauremys reevesii (Reeves's turtle), 1404 nucleotides long. It is a transcript of the gene CKMT1A, whose product is annotated as creatine kinase, mitochondrial 1A. Gene Ontology annotation, biological process: phosphocreatine biosynthetic process. Gene Ontology annotation, cellular component: mitochondrion. Gene Ontology annotation, molecular function: creatine kinase activity. Lineage: Eukaryota; Metazoa; Chordata; Testudines; Geoemydidae. Bases 58 to 1311 code for a protein of 417 amino acids. The transcript is spliced from 9 exons. The record is from RefSeq and is a predicted model, not a curated record.